UUUAGAGAUUGCACCAGAGUUCUUCCGGUCCACAUGUAAACGCUUCAGCCUGACCUGCCUGUAGGUAAAUAAGACGAUAGACCGGUGAAAAACAUCUUUAACAUUUCAGCAUUUGCGUGUAAACAUGAAACUUCUCACGCACAACAUGUUGACUUCUCACGUGAAAGGAGUCACUAAGGGAUACCCGCUGCUCAUUAAGGCCACUGAGGUAAAGGUGAAUGAGGUGGAGUUCAAUCCUCAGUUUGUCUGUCGUAUGAUCCCCAAACUGGAGUGGGGUGCUCUGGUCCAAGCUGCAGACGAGUUGGGUCACCGACAAGGCCUUCCAGGUGAGCUGGUGCCAGACUACGAGAAAAAUGAAGACUUCCUGAAGAGCGUGCACAGAGUGUUGUUGGAGGUGGACGUGAUAGAAGGAUGUCUGCAGUGCCCUGAAUCAGGACGAGAGUUCCCAAUCACCAGAGGAAUCCCCAACAUGCUUCUGAACGAAGACGAGGUGUAAACAGCAUCUCAGUGAUUAUAGCACACAAUCUCACCCCAAACCACCACCCAGUCAGGACUGUGUGUUUUCAGAGAGGGGGCUGGACUCUGUUUUGAGAUGGUGCCAUGAGAACAUAGGCUACACUGUUCGGUUAAUUGUGCUUAUGACAUUUAAAGUAGCUUCUGCCAACGGAUGGAAAAGAUUUGAGGAGUAACGGACAGAAAUGUUCCCUGAAAGUAACCCUCAUUUGUAUCUGUAUUUAUUUUUGUAACUGUUUGAGCUUUUUUCCCCCCUCUUCUUUCUCAAUAAAACUGUCCAGAUUUUCCUGA
This is a messenger RNA of Melanotaenia boesemani (Boeseman's rainbowfish), 804 nucleotides long. It is a transcript of the gene trmt112, whose product is annotated as tRNA methyltransferase activator subunit 11-2. Lineage: Eukaryota; Metazoa; Chordata; Actinopteri; Atheriniformes; Melanotaeniidae. The transcript is spliced from 4 exons. The coding region runs from base 125 to 496 and encodes 123 amino acids. Gene Ontology annotation, biological process: rRNA (guanine-N7)-methylation; tRNA methylation; peptidyl-glutamine methylation. The record is from RefSeq and is a predicted model, not a curated record. Gene Ontology annotation, molecular function: protein heterodimerization activity.